Bolinopsis microptera is the source of this 1304-nucleotide messenger RNA. RefSeq names its product 2-oxoisovalerate dehydrogenase subunit beta, mitochondrial-like. The coding region runs from base 26 to 1129 and encodes 367 amino acids. The transcript is spliced from 11 exons. NCBI's taxonomy places the organism in Eukaryota, Metazoa, Ctenophora, Tentaculata, Lobata, Bolinopsidae. The record is from RefSeq and is a predicted model, not a curated record. Gene Ontology annotation, molecular function: catalytic activity. Gene Ontology annotation, biological process: branched-chain amino acid catabolic process; response to nutrient.
UACAAUUAAAUACAUUUAUUGACGCAUGUUGUGUCGGAAGUUGCUGGCAAGUGUUCGCUCUGUGAGAAGCGAGCUGAUCUACCAGAAUGUCAGGACUGGAGCUCAUUUUACUUACAUUCCUCAGACACCUAACCCCUCCCUCGGAGAGACGAGUAAAUUGAACAUGUUCCAAAGUAUCAACAAUGCCAUGGACAUUGCAAUGGAAAAGGAUCCCAGUACAGUUCUGUUCGGAGAGGAUGUGGCAUUUGGAGGAGUAUUUAGAUGCUCACUUGGACUGCAAGACAAAUACGGCUCCGACAGAGUUUUCAACACACCGUUAACAGAGCAAGGUAUCAUAGGGUUUGGUAUUGGAGUUGCUGCUGCUGGCACCACUGCCAUUGCUGAGAUACAGUUCGCUGACUAUAUCUACCCCGGCUUUGAUCAGCUCGUAAACGAGGCAGCAAAGUACCGAUAUCGUUCUGGUAACGAGUUCAACUGUGGAGGGCUAACAGUGCGCGCACCCUGGGGCGCAGUUGGACACGGUGCACUCUACCACUCUCAGUCACCCGAAGCGUUCUUCGCGCACGUGCCCGGAUUAAAGGUAGUGAUACCGAGGGGCCCAACCCAAGCCAAGGGACUGCUCCUGUCCUGCAUCCGAGAUCAGAACCCCUGUAUUUUCUUCGAACCCAAGAUUCUCUACAGGAUGGCAGCUGAGGAAGUUCCUGUCAAUGAUUACACGCUCCCCCUGUCCACAGCAGAGGUCGUCAGAGAGGGUACGGACGUGACCAUGAUAGGAUGGGGGACUGUUGUGCACGUGCUACUUGAAGUCGCGCAGAUGGCGCACGAGCAGAUGGGGGUGAACUGUGAGGUUAUUGACCUGCAGACUAUCAUGCCUUACGACUCAGCUACAAUUGAGAAGUCGGUUAAAAAGACAGGCAAGUGCAUGGUGGUCCACGAAGCUCCUCUCACACAGGGAUUCGGAGCUGAGAUUGCAGCCAGAUUACAGGAAGAGUGUUUCCUCCAUCUAGAAGCUCCCAUACAGCGUGUAACAGGAUGGGACACACCCUUCGCCUACAUAUACGAGCCCUUCUACCUGCCCGACAAGUGGCGUUGCUACGAGACCGUCAAGAAGCUGGUCGAGUACAUGUAAUCACUUUAUCAUCUCAGUCACGUGACCACGUGGUCUCUGUCACGUGAUCACCAGAACUGCAGAUUCUGUGAUCACCCUGGAAGAAAUGUUAGGUACUGUUGAGGACUUUUAGAGUGAACUACCCAGGUCAGAUUUCAACUAGAUAUUUGAUAUUUUUUAGUUAAUUUUGUGAAAG